UACGCGCUUGUCCCUCCGGACUGAGCCACAAGACGGGGUCACUGAGCGGGGAGCUGUGUCCGGGACUCCCACCGGCAGCUCAGCCAGAACAGCUCCGGCCGGAGCGGCUCCCUCCUCACAGCCAGGGGCCGGCAGGGAGGAGCGGCCGCCUCCCCCACCCUGCAGCCAUGUGCCCUCCUCAGCCUGUGGAAUGCAAGCGGCCCAGGGCCGGCCCCCAGAGCGCCUGGCCGGCCACGCAUGGAGCGCGCUGAGCCCGGCCACCCAGACUGUCCUGCCGGGCACAGCCGCCACCCCGAGCCUGCCGGCCCCGGCUCAGCCCAGCCCCGAGAGUCAGAGCGAGAGCGCGAGCGCAGUGCCUGGCCUGGCCCCCAGCGGCCCAUGCGAGCCGACAUGCGGCUCCGGGACUUGUCCCUGCGCCAGGACCCUGACCUGAGGCAGGAGCUGGCCUCCCUGGCCCGCGGCUGUGACUUUGUGCUGCCGUCCCGCUUUAAGAAGAGGCUCAAGGCCUUCCAGCAGGUCCAGGUUCAGACGAAGAAGGAGGAGCCCCUGCCACCCGCCACGAGCCAAAACAUUCCCACGUUCUACUUUCCCAGAGGCCGUCCCAAGGACACGGUGAACAUCGAUGCCAUCAUCACCAAGAUCGAACGGACCUUCGCGCAGUUUCCGCACGAGAGAGCCACGAUGGAGGACAUGGGCCGAGUGGCCAAGGCCUGUGGGUGCCCGCUCUACUGGAAGGGGCCGCUGUUCUGCAGUGCCGGGGGAGAGCGCACGGGCGCCGUCUCUGUCCACAAGUUCAUCGCCAUGUGGAGAAAGGUCCUGCAGAGCUGUCACGACGACGCCGCCAAGUUCGUCCACCUGCUCAUGCGUCCCGGCUCGAACUACCUGGUGCAGGAGGACUUCAUCCCCUUCUUACAGGACGUGGUGAACACGCACCCGGGCUUGGCUUUCCUGAAGGAGGCGUCCGAGUUCCACUCUCGCUACAUCACUACCGUGACACAGAGGAUCUUCUACUCCGUCAACAGGUCCUGGUCGGGGAGGAUCACGUGCGCAGAGCUGCGCAGGAGCACCUUCCUGCAGAAUGUGGCGCUCUUGGAAGAGGAAGCGGACAUCAAUCAGCUGACAGAGUACUUCUCCUACGAGCAUUUCUAUGUCAUUUACUGCAAGUUCUGGGAGCUGGACACGGACCACGACCUUCUCAUCGAUUCCCAGGACCUGGCCCGGCACAAUGACCACGCCAUUUCCACCAGGAUGAUCGAGAGGAUAUUUUCGGGGGCUGUGACGAGGGGCAGAAAAGUCCAGAAAGAAGGAAAAAUAAGCUACGCUGACUUUGUUUGGUUUUUGAUCUCUGAAGAAGACAAAAAAACUCCAACCAGCAUCGAGUACUGGUUCCGCUGCAUGGACCUGGAUGGGGACGGCGCGCUGUCCAUGUUUGAGCUGGAGUACUUCUAUGAGGAGCAGUGCCGCAGGCUGGACAGCAUGGCCAUCGAGGCCCUGCCCUUCGAGGACUGCCUCUGCCAGAUGCUGGACCUGGUGAAGCCACAGAGCGAAGGGCAGAUCACCCUCCGGGACCUGAAGAAGUGUAAACUCGCCCACGUGUUCUUUGACACCUUCUUCAACAUCGAGAAGUACCUCGACCACGAGCAGAAGGAACAGGUCUCCCUGCUCAGGGAGAGCGCCAGCGAAGGCCCCGCGCUGUCCGACUGGGAGAAGUAUGCGGCCGAGGAGUACGACAUCCUGGUAGCCGAGGAGGCUGCAGGGGAGCCGUGGGAGGACGGGUACGAAGCCGGGCCCAGCCCCGUGGACCAGAAGCUGGGCUCCCUGAGGUCUCCGCUGGCCCAGAGGCCCUUCUUCGAGGCGCCGUCCACCCUGGGCACCGUCGACCUGUACGAGUACGCGUGUGAGGACGACGACCUGCCGCCCGCGUGACCUGGGCCCAGAUCUGGACGCAGAGCCACUGUCCU
Molecule: messenger RNA, 1961 nt
Organism: Lontra canadensis (Northern American river otter)
Lineage: Eukaryota; Metazoa; Chordata; Mammalia; Carnivora; Mustelidae
Gene: PPP2R3B
Product: protein phosphatase 2 regulatory subunit B''beta
Exons: 13
Coding region: 238-1926 (562 amino acids)
Biological process (GO): protein dephosphorylation
Cellular component (GO): protein phosphatase type 2A complex
Molecular function (GO): protein phosphatase regulator activity; calcium ion binding
Source: RefSeq, a predicted model, not a curated record